Messenger RNA from Peronospora matthiolae, 1515 nucleotides. Lineage: Eukaryota; Oomycota; Peronosporomycetes; Peronosporales; Peronosporaceae. The record is from the annotation of a GenBank genome assembly.
AUGGUUGUGCUUUUCCAGCGUAAGACCUCGACCUUGAGCGACGAGUCCAAACGGUUCCUUGACUCGCUACCCCCGACGUUCAGCAACCAGCUCCGCAAGCAAAGACAAUUUCUACCGGUCUGGAGCUCGCACAAAUACUGCCUCGUGAUCAAGUCGACGUUUCUGAUCUACCGUCGAGCGGGCCAAACCAAACGCACCGGAAUGUCAGCAUUCUGGCAGCAAAACACGCCACGGUAUCUGAACUUGCAACACUGCGCAAUGGAGCUCAUCGACGACAACUCUGCUGGAUACACCAUCGGUCUCACGCUCAUGUCGAGCAGAAGCACCAUCUAUUUUGCUGCUGAUACGGAAAAAGACCGUGCUAAGUUUGUAGCACAAAUGGAUGCAGUACAACAACGUAUGCCAUCGCUGAAUGAAUUUACAACGCACAAGUUACUUGGUCGUGGUCACUAUGGACGUGUGGUCCUGGCUCACCACGUGGUGGAUCGGCAGCUGUACGCCAUCAAAGAAAUGAAGCUUGGCCAAGUGAGGACGAAAGUCGUGUUUGCCGAGCGAGCUGUCAUGGAAUGGGCCGGCGACCAUCCGUUCGUCAUGGGAUUGGAGUACGCCCUUGCACGGGGUCGCUCGGUGUUUCUCAUUUCUAAGUUCAUGCAAGGCGGUGAUCUCUUUUUGCACAUGCAAAAGAACGGUGGUACUUUUCAAGAAGAUGCCGUACGUUUUUACGCUGCUGAGCUAUUGCUGGCGCUUGAGCACAUGCACAAGAUGUGUAUUUUGCAUCGUGAUAUUAAACCUGAGAACGUCCUGCUGGAUAGCGAGGGUCACAUCAAGCUGGCUGAUAUGGGUCUAGCCAAACGGUUGGCAUCGCGAGCCGAACGUACCAAGACGGCGUGUGGAACGGACAUGUACUUGCCUCCUGAGAUGGCAGGGAGGCACCCAGGUGGUCAUGGUCUGUCGGUUGAUUUGUGGCAGUUUGGCUGCAUCCUCUUUGAGCUGUACACUGGGUAUCCACCCUUCUUCCUGCCUCAGUCGAGUCGAAAAAGCCUACGCCAACGCAUCUUGUACCAGCCAGUACGCUUCCCAACUGACAUGUCGUCCGAGCUCAAGAGUUUAGUGACGGCGUUGCUGGAAAAGCGUCAGGAAGACCGGCUUGGCUAUGAUGCUGGAAUCAGCGACAUCAAAGCUCACGAGUUCUUUGCUGGACUCGAUUGGGACUUGGUCUACCAGCGUCAGCUUGAGCCGCCACUUGUUCCGGGACCUCCUGGUAAAGAGCUGGUUGCAAAUUUCGACGUGCAAUUUACCGAUCAGCCGCACACAAUCUACGCACCGGAAGAGAUUGCGAGCUGCUUUGAGCGUGACUUUGUUGGCUUUGACUAUGUGCGACCUUUGCCAUCCAGUGGAGCGAUGACCGGUAGUCGAACGGCAGUGUCGUCAGCUUCUUCUUCUAGUCGUGCAAGCACCGUCAAGGAUGUGCGUGAAAGUAUCGAGUGUAGCUUUGGACCUGCAAAUCACGAGUAG